CCCUCAUAUUUGCAUUCUCUUUCUUCCUCGCUCUUGCUUGCUCUGACUCUUAAAUCAAAGAGCUUCCUUUUCUUCUCUCUCUCUCUCUCUCUCUCUCAUCUCUCUCUCUCUCUCCACUUAUGCAUUCAAGGAUUCAAGGACUACCCAUAAGUUGAGGUUCAAGGUUUAUUGGUCUCACAUCCUUUUCAAGUUCGGCAUUGGAGAUAACUGUAUCAAUAGGGACUGUUAACUAUUUAGUUUUUAUGCAUUUUUGUAUGACAUGGGUUCUCGAGGAAGAUUACUAUUUGAUCUUAAUGAACCCCCUGUCGAGGAUAAUGAAGAUAGUGAUGGUCUUGUCUUUCAGCCUCAGAAGGCUCAACCACCUUCAAAUUCCCAUGCUUCCGACUUGUUUCCAGCAUCAGGAGGUUCCCAAAGACUAUUAAACAACCACGCAUUUUCUCAUGCAUCUUCUGUCUCAGGUUUUCAGCCUUUUGUUCGUAGUAAACUUGGUUCUAAUCCUGAAAUUGGAGAAGAACAAAAGAAAAUAUCAGAUCAAGAUUCAAAGACUACGCCAUCAUCUAAAUUAAGUAAUGUUGAGACUGCAGCCCCCGCCUUGGUUUCUGGUCCUAGAGACACUCAAUCGGUGGAAAGGGAAGAAGGAGAAUGGUCAGAUGCGGAGGGUUCUGGUGAUAUAAACGGGGGCAGUAUUUUGCAUAAACAGUUAAAAACUUCACAAGAAAAGGGCCUACUUUCUCCUUCCCGUGAUUUUUCUGAGAAUAAUUUAUGCAACCUCAAAAUUUCUGAUAGUACACUAGACAAAAGUAAUAACCAUGUUCCUUCAACAUCAGAUCAGGAGCCAAAUGAUAGGAAAAGUAACAGUAUCCUAAAUACAGAAGGCAAUGCAAAACUCGAUACAUCUACUGAUACUGUGCAGGAAGAAACUGGGUUGCUUCCAAAACAAAGAGAAGUAAAGGGUAUCGAAGCAAGUCAUGCUCUAAAAUGUGCUAAUAAUCCGGGAAAGAGGAAGAUAGAUCAACAUUUAGAAGCCAAGCUUGGGAAGAAGCGUAAUAGGCAGACAAUGUUUCUUAAUUUAGAAGAUGUGAAGCUGGCUGGGCCUAUGAAAACUUCAACGCCUCGAAGGCAAACAUUUCCACCUCCUAUAACCACUCGCAUUGUAAAGGAAGUUCAUAAUAAUACAACCCAAGCUAAUGAACGUAUUGGGGAAAAACAGACUAAUAAAGACCAGAAACAAGGUGAUGUUUCAAGUCAUGAAGGAAGUAUUUCCUUGGAAUCUGGUGAAUCUAAAUUGGACAGUAAUGGUGAUAUGAGUUCAGGAUUACUAGCUCGGCCAAACAGGCCAAACAAUGAUGGAGAUAUCCCAGCAGAGGCAUCCUUACCACCAAUUCCUAGACAAGGUUCAUGGAAGAUACCGACAGAUUCAAGGUUGCAGAGAAACAUGCAGGCUUCCAAUCGGAAACCAGUUAUAUCUAAUCAAAGUUCUGACCACAAGCAGAUAAAUAAGAAGCAUCUUCCUUCCAAGAAGCAGAAUUCUGUUAGUACUUAUCAAGACUCAUCAGUUGAACGACUUAUACGGGAGGUGACGAAUGAAAAGUUUUGGCAUCACCCAGAGGAAACUGAACUCCAAUGUGUUCCUGGUCGGUUUGAGUCUGUGGAAGAAUACAUCAAAGUGUUUGAACCUUUGUUAUUUGAGGAAUGCCGGGCUCAACUUUACAGUACAUGGGAAGAACUAUCUGAAACAUUCUCGAGAGAUACACAUGCGAUGGUUCGUGUCAAGAAUAUUGAUAGGAGGGAAAGAGGAUGGUAUGAUGUAAUAGUUCUUCCUGUGAACGAGUGUAAAUGGUCAUUCAAGGAGGGUGAUGUGGCAGUUCUUUCGAGUCCUAGACCUGGAUCAGUUAGAUCAAAGAGGAACAACGGUAUGUCUGUUGACGAUGAUGAAGACCAGGAAUCCGGUGGACGUGUGGCUGGAACUGUUCGAAGACACAUUCCCCUUGACACCCGUGAUCCUCCAGGGGCUAUUCUUCAUUUUUAUGUUGGGGACUCAUAUGAUCCUAAUAGGAUUGAAGAAGAUCAUAUACUCAGAAAACUUCAGACGAAGAAUGUUUGGUUUCUAACAGUGCUCGGUUCUCUUGCAACAACCCAGCGAGAGUAUGUUGCCCUGCAUGCAUUUCGUCGGCUCAAUAUGCAGAUGCAAUCUUCAAUCCUUCAGCCUAGCCCUGAGCAAUUUCCAAAGUAUGAGCAACAAUCGCCUGCUAUGCCCGAGUGUUUCACGCAAAAUUUUGUUGAUUAUCUGCAUAGGACCUUCAACGGUCCCCAGCUAUCUGCAAUCCAAUGGGCAGCAACGCAUACAGCUGCUGGUACGAGCAGUGGAACAGUCAAGAGGCAAGAGCCAUGGCCUUUUACACUCGUACAAGGUCCUCCUGGAACAGGUAAGACACAUACAGUUUGGGGAAUGCUGAAUGUUAUACAUCUGGUUCAAUAUCAGCACUACUAUACUUCGUUGCUCAAGAAACUAGCACCAGAAAGCUAUAAACAAGCUCAUGAGAGCAGCUCGGAUCAUGUCAAUACUGGAUCCAUUGAUGAGGUACUCCAAAGCAUGGACCAAAAUCUUUUACGCACUCUUCCCACAUUGUGCCCUAAACCUAGAAUGCUAGUCUGUGCUCCUUCGAAUGCUGCAACAGAUGAACUUCUUGCUCGUGUUCUUGAUCGGGGGUUUAUUGAUGGAGAAAUGAAGGUGUAUCGACCCGAUGUUGCUCGAGUUGGUGUUGAUUCACAAACUCGUGCUGCCCAAGCAGUUUCUGUUGAGCGUAGAACAGAACAACUUUUGGUCAAAAGUCGAGACGAAGUUUUAAGAUGGAUGCACCAGCUAAAAGUUCGUGAAACUCAAUUAGCUCAGCAAAUGAAUAGUCUACAGAGAGAACUUAAUGUUGCUGCUGCUGCCGUUCGCUCUCAAGGUUCUGUUGGUGUUGACCCCGAUGUUCUGGUGGCUCGUGACCAAAACAGAGAUGCGUUGUUGCAGAACCUUGCUGCUGUGAUAGAAGGUAGGGAUAAAAUUCUAGUUGAGAUGUCACGCCUCCUUAUUUUAGAAAGUAGAUAUCGUCCUAACAGCAAUUUCAAUAUGGAGGAUGCACGAGCUAGUCUUGAGGCUAGUUUUGCCAAUGAGGCUGAGAUAGUUUUCACUACAGUAUCAAGCAGUGGUCGCAAAUUGUUUUCUCGACUUUCUCAUGGUUUUGACAUGGUAGUCAUUGAUGAGGCAGCCCAAGCAAGUGAAGUAGCUGUUCUUCCCCCACUUUCACUUGGUGCAGCAAGGUGUGUGCUCGUUGGAGAUCCCCAGCAGCUCCCAGCCACGGUUAUCAGUAAAGCAGCAGGAACAUUGUUGUACAGUAGAAGUCUAUUCGAAAGAUUCCAGCAAGCGGGAUGUCCCACUAUGUUGUUAUCGGUGCAGUACAGAAUGCAUCCUCAGAUACGUGAUUUCCCUUCAAGGUACUUCUACCAAGGACGCCUUACUGACAGUGAAAGUGUUGCUAACUUACCUGAUGAGACAUACUACAAGGACCCUUUGCUUAGACCUUACACUUUCUUUGAUAUUACACAUGGGCGGGAAUCUCAUAGAGGGGGAUCCGUUUCAUAUCAAAAUAUUCAUGAAGCACAAUUUUGUCUUCGUAUGUAUGAACAUCUACAAAAAACAGUGAAGUCAUUAGGCAUAGGUAAAGUUUCAGUUGGUAUUAUAACACCAUACAAGCUCCAAUUGAAGUGUCUCCAACGUGAGUUUGAGGAGGUUCUGAACUCUGAAGAAGGGAAGGAUCUAUAUAUUAAUACUGUUGAUGCUUUCCAAGGGCAAGAAAGGGAUGUGAUUAUCAUGUCUUGUGUGCGUGCCUCCAACCAUGGCGUUGGCUUUGUUGCAGAUAUUCGUCGAAUGAAUGUAGCAUUGACCCGUGCAAGGAGGGCUCUUUGGGUAAUGGGUAAUGCUAAUGCUCUGAUUCAGUCUGAUGAUUGGGCUGCGUUGAUCACUGAUGCUAAGGCAAGGAACUGUUACAUGGAUAUGGAAUCUAUCCCCAAGGACUUCCUCGGACAGAAAGGGUCUACUCAAUCCACUUUGCCUGGGAAGAACUCUUCCAACAUUAGGGGUUUGAGAUCAGCUCUUCCAAGACAUAGGACUCUGGAUAUACAUGUGGAGUCGAGGUCUGGAACACCAUCAGAAGAUGAUGAGAAAUCUAAUUCUGUGGUAAUCACUAGGAAUGGAAAUUACCGGCCUUCUAAGGCUGCUGUAGAGAAUUCCUCAGAAGACUUCGAUCAGUCAGGCGAAAAAUUGAGAGAUACUUGGCAAUAUGGUAUGCAGAAAAGGCAAGGUUCUGCUGGGACUGUUGGGAAAAGAGAUAUUUAAUCGAGGUUUUUGAAUUGGUUUGAAUGGUUCAGAGAGGAGGAAACCUCUCGAUAAUUUUAUGUGUGCAUCCUCAUGAUGCUCAAGCCUACCCUUCAUGCUGAUCCCAAGCAGUGUCCGAGUGCGUUAUUGUUGUGGCGAACUUAACCCUAAUCAAUUGAAGAUAAUAGCAAAACCAUACAGUAAGGACUUAGGUUGCACAGCAUCUGCAGACAUCUGUUGUGGGAUGAGGGGGAUCCAUUUUUUUUGGUUCAAUGGAUCCUUUUGGGUUACUAGCGUGGCAAGAAAGGUGAGCUUGUUGUUUGAGACUUAUCGUGAAGUUCGGCCAUUCGAUUCCUUUGCCUCACAGUAUAACAUAUGCAUGUUUAGGGAUCAAAUCAUGGUGCCCGAAUGUUCCAUCACGAGUUACAGGCUCUAAUGGAAUUGAAUUGGGUGCUUCUGGUCAGUGGAAUUACUGUCCUAAAUUGCCUUGACUUGCUUGACGGUGAAACCUAAAAGCACUCGUGGGAGAAGGAGAUCAACUCCCGGGGAGCUGGCCGAGGUAGGUAAAAAUUCACUGGUAAAAGAUGCUCAAAACAUUAUUUUGGACAAUAAAUGCAUAAAAGAUACCAGUUGAAGUUCUCACAGGCAAUUAAGAAGGUGAGGGGUUGGAAUAUUGUGUUUUCUCGACCUUUUUUGAGGAAACAUUGAUCUUCAGCCCUUGCUUAGUUUGAAUAUAUGGUUAAAGGGAGCUAAAAUUAUAUUAUGGGCAGCAAACAGCUGGGAAUAGAAACCAAUUUGUACAGAAACUAAUGGGGGAGCAGGGGUUGUGUCUGAAGGCAUCAAAAUUUUGAAUGGGCGUUAAUACCAACUUGACUUGUGCAUAUACCCCCCCUCAUUUGAAAUUAUAGUAAUUCUUUUGUUGAAGUUUCUCUCUUUUUCUACCCUCAAUUUAAACUGCUUACCACGUUUAAUAUUUAUUUACAUAUGAAUUGAAAUUUUGCUUGUGGCGUCCA
Molecule: messenger RNA, 5373 nt
Organism: Cucumis melo (muskmelon)
Lineage: Eukaryota; Viridiplantae; Streptophyta; Magnoliopsida; Cucurbitales; Cucurbitaceae
Exons: 8
Coding region: 260-4381 (1373 amino acids)
Molecular function (GO): helicase activity
Source: RefSeq, a predicted model, not a curated record